AUGGAUAGAGAAACUUUCUUAUUUUUUUUAUUUUUCAUCAUUUCUGAGAUUUUUAGUGUUUCAAACUCUGCUGAAAUGUCAUCUAAUGGUGAAUUGAAAUCUAUAGAUGCUUCGGAAAGGAUUAAACUUGUAAAUUUAGAUUUUUGCAACUCUAAAGAGGCGAUUAUCGAUAUUCAAGACAUAAGUAGUGGAGACUCCGUGAAAUACUCAAUCACUGUUGAACCUGGAACAACAAUUACUGUGAAUAUUAAGGGUAAUCCUACAACAGGGUAUAGCCAAAGGAUGACUACUAAGCCAGAAGAAACCAUUGUAAAAGUUGUUGGCACUGAACCAAAUUAUGUUCCGGUCCCUCAUGAAGAAAUGAUGGUUGGAUACGGUGGAAUUUAUGUUUUCAAGUACUUGGCAAUUAAACCUGGCACAACAUCUUCAACUAUCGAGUAUGCCAGAUACUUCGAAAUCCCACACAGAUGUAUUUUUAAGACAGAAAUCCAAUUCAAAGUCGUUGAUCACUGUGGUGAACAAAUACUAAAAGAAUAG
Messenger RNA from Cryptosporidium ubiquitum, 537 nucleotides. Its product is annotated as cysteine protease inhibitor. The coding region runs from base 1 to 537 and encodes 178 amino acids. The transcript has a single exon. NCBI's taxonomy places the organism in Eukaryota, Apicomplexa, Conoidasida, Eucoccidiorida, Cryptosporidiidae. The record is from RefSeq and is a predicted model, not a curated record.